AUGUCCAUCAGGGGGCCCCAGAAGGACCCCCAGAACAACAGCAGCCAGGGGGCCCCCCAGCAGCCCCCCCAGACAGAUGCUGCAGCGGCAGCGGGGGGCCCCCAUGUAAACCCUGCGCCAGCAGGAGCACCAGCAGCGCAGCAGCAGCAGCAGCAGCAGCAACAGGCGACACCCCAUGCAGCAGCAGCAGCAGCAGCAGCAGCAGCAACAGCAGCAGCAGCGCCUGAGGGUAAUGCUUUUACUAGAGCUGCUUCAUCAGCCUUCUCUUUUCUUUUUAAAGGGGGAGGCAGCGAGGCCCCACCGAAGCCUGUACAGCCCCAGCCGCCAGCAGCAACGCAUGCAAGGGCCCCCCGCAUGCAUGCAGGGUACCGACCCCCGGAGGGGCCCCCUCUUCAUGGGGGGCUCCCAGAGGGGCCCCCUUACUAUGGGGGCCCCCAACCAGAGAUUCAGCAGCCAGCGGCAGCAGCAGCAACGGGGUCACACAGCCAGUUCUACAGGUCUCUGCAGCAGGAUCAGCAGCAGCAGCAGCAGCAACAGCAGCAGUAUCAGCAAAACCAACAACCGCAUCAGCUGCAGCAACGGUCACUGCCGCAGCAGCAGCAGCAGCAGCAGCAGGAGCAGCAGCAGCAAAAGCAGCACAGUUGGGGCCAUUCUGGAGGGGCCCCCGCAGAGGGGCCCCCUUACUAUGGGGGCCCCCAACCAGAGAUUCAGCAGCCAGCGCAUGCAGCAGCAACGGGGUCACAUAGCCAGUUCUACAGGUCUCUGCAGCAGGAUCAGCAGCAGCAGCAGCAGCAGCAGCAGCAGUAUCAGCAGCAGCAACAACCGCAUCAGCUGCAGCAACGGUCACUGCAGCAGCAGCAGCAGCAGGAGCAGCAGCAGCAAAAGCAGCACAGUUGGGGCCAUUCUGGAGGGGCCCCACUGGGUGCUUUCUACUCCGAUCCAACUGCUGCUGCUGCUGCUGCUGCUGCUGCUGCUGCACGUGGGGGCCCCCACGACGAGCUAGAGCUGCUGCAGCACGCGCUGCAUGCGGCAAAUAUCAAUACCCCCAGGGGCUCCUUUGGGGGCCCCCCGGGGGCCCCCCCUGGGGGCCCCCCCGGGGGGCCCCCUGGGGGGGCCAUUGGAGGGGCCCUUGGGGGGGCCCCCGGGGGCCCCCCUGGGGUCGCCAUGGAGGGAAAACUUGGGGGGCCCCCCGGGGGGGCCCCCCUUGGGGGCCCCCCUGGGGGGGCCCCUGGGGGGGCCCCCGGGGGCCCCCCGUUGGGUGGAGGGUUUGAUUUGUGUGUGUUUGUGGAUUGUGCUGAGAAGAAGGCUGAGGAGGUGGAGGGUUUUUAUUUUGUGUGUCGCAGCAGCGCGCUGCAGCAGCAAAAGGAGACGCUGCAGCAGCUGAUAGAUGCUGCAGCAGAAGAAGCAGGGAUGCAGCAGGAGGCUGCUGCUCUGCGUGAGGUGCAGCAGCAGCUGCUGCAGCAGCAGGAAGAAGCGGUGGGGUGUGAGGAUUUUGCUGCUGCAGCAGCAGCAGAUGAGCAGCUGCAGCAGACAGCUGAGAAGCUGAGUUGUGUGCAGCUGCGGUCUCUCCACUUGAAGCAGCAGCAGCAGCAGCUGCUGCAGCAGCUUGCGGAUAUAACAGAUGGGUUGCUGCAGCAGCUGCAGCAGCUGCAGCAGCAAGCAACAGGGGAGCAGCAGCAGCUGCAGCAGCAGCUGCAGCAGCAGCUGCAGCAGCAAACAGAACUGCAGCAACAGAUGCGUGCUGAGGCAGAGGAGCGGCUGCAGCAGCUGAAAGAAGACGCUGCUGCAUUUGAAGCAGAAGCAGAAGCAGCAGCAGCAGCAGCAGCAGCAGCAGCAGAAAAUAUGAAGGCAGCAAAACAAGAAGAAGAGGAUACACUGCUGGACCUGCAGCAGCAACGCUUGGCCCUAGAGAAGCAGCUGCAGGAGACGCAGCAGCAGCUGCAGCAGCUAGAUAUUAAAACAGCAGCAGAAAAAGAAAGAAUAGAAAGAGGAAUUGAAGGCGAGGGAGCAGCAGCAGCUGCUGCAGCAGCAGCAGCAGCAAACGUCAGUGGAGAUAGAGCAGGUGAUGCAGCAACUGCAGCAGCAGCAGCAGCAGCAGCAACAAAGCAACAGCAGCAGCAGCAGCAACAGCAGCAGCAGCAGCAACAGCAGCAGCAGCAGCAGCAGCAGCAGCAGCAGCAGCAGCUUAUAUUAUUAUUUUUUUUUUUGUGUAUUGCUGCAGAUAAACCAGCAACUGCAGCAAAUAGAAAAAGAAGAAGAGAAAAAAAAUAA
Messenger RNA from Eimeria mitis, 2271 nucleotides. RefSeq lists its product as uncharacterized. Bases 1 to 2271 code for a protein of 756 amino acids. The transcript has 8 exons. NCBI's taxonomy places the organism in Eukaryota, Apicomplexa, Conoidasida, Eucoccidiorida, Eimeriidae. The record is from RefSeq and is a predicted model, not a curated record.